GUGACCAAACGAUGCUACGUUGUUUUGCGUGUAGAUGGGUUUAACCCUGCCUCUGUUGCCGGGGCCAGUGUUAACCAGGGACCCCCUCAAAUGAUGGGCAUAGGCAUGAGCGGAAGGGCCGGAGCCAUGGGCCCCGAGGGAACUCCAAACAUGGGCGCACCAAACAUGAUGCCAGACAAUGGAGCCAUGGUAAUGUAUGCGCCUAGAUGGGCGCUUACUCUCUUUCAACCUCUUUCAAUUUCUCUCACUCUCUCAAAAUCUCGCUCUCCUUAACCUUCUCAACCCUUGGUACUGAAUAGAAACUGCAGUGUAUUGUUUUCGCAUCAGUUUUCAGGUUUUAACCAGUGGUGAGAGGAGAUGCCAGAGGCUAUUUAGAUGCUGCUUAUGGAUAUUACAUUCCAAGUUGUUUUGCCAGUGACCUUGAUUUUAAUAGAUAUCUUGUCCAGCUGGUCUUUUCUGGCAUCUUUUCCCUUACCAUUGCAGUAUCUUUAAUCAUAAUGUCAUAGUAUCUCGUGGUGGUGAUUUGCAAAUUGAGGUUAAAAUAAUUAAAUGUACUCACCUGACUUCACUGUUCACAUCAGGAGGUUAGUGCGGGCUAGGAAAGGGAUUCUCAUAGCUUAUAUCAGCUCUGCACCCAUAACUAAUGGACUGAUUCCUCUCUCCCACUUCUGACUCUGCCUGGAACUCCUCUGGUUGCCUACUUUGACGUUCGGAAUGCCUUCAUUGCCUCGCCAAAACGAACAUUAUUAUUGAAUAUCCCAUCCAAUUCUUCUGCAUCUGGACUGCUCAUAAUAUCUCCACCAACCCUUUCCCUUUAUAUUGUAGCUGCGCAACGAUAGGUUCCCCCAGGGGGCUCCUAAUCAGAUGGGUUCUUCCCCCAUGGGGGGCCGUCCAGGGGUGGAGUCCCCUCAGCAGCAACCGGCAGUGGGGGCAGGGCUUAUGGGGGCAGGGCCUGGGCCUGCAGUGGGGGGGCCAGCAAGCUUCGGGAGGGGAAUCCCCGUUGUGGGAAACUAUGACGGGCCUAACAACAAACGUCGUAGAUACUGAUUGUGUUACGUUUCAAAAAUUUAAACGGUGUACCCCAAGGCUCAAUAUUUGGAUCUCUUGCUUUUCCUUUCUCAUUAUGUAAAAUAACUGAUUUUAUUUUCUCGUCAAAUGUUUGUUUUUGUUCUUUUAAUUUGGGCUGAUUAUUUCCCUCAGCUUCUUCAUGUGUCCCGAAUGUUGACUGAGAAAAAAAUACCUUUUUAUAGCACGAGCCAGGACCUAUGUUGA
Molecule: messenger RNA, 1272 nt
Organism: Coregonus sp. 'balchen'
Lineage: Eukaryota; Metazoa; Chordata; Actinopteri; Salmoniformes; Salmonidae
Source: the annotation of a GenBank genome assembly